AUGGAUGGCUCGCGCUCGUUGGAAACUAACUGGACUGCCAGUUUGUCGGUUACGUUCGGCACUUCCCAGCUUUUGGUGGCCGGAAUUAGCAUCUACCAUCCUGAAUGGGUGGCAACUCAGUGGCAAACUUAUUUGAUAUUGCUUGGAAUUACUCUUCUCUGCACUUCUGUCGGGAUGUAUUUCAAUGAUGUACUACCGACCCUUGACAUUCUCUCCGCAUAUUGGACACUACUCGGUGUCAUCAUACUGCUGAUCUGCCUCUCGGUUAAAGCGGCCGUUGGUAGGCAUUCUGCUAGUAAUGCUUUGGGCCGCUUCGACCCCUCGGCAUCGGGAUGGACACCUGGUUGGUCCUUCUUCAUAGGCCUUCUACCGGUCAGACUUCCUCAUAUCCUCGUUCAUAUUUCGUGA
This is a messenger RNA of Marasmius oreades (fairy-ring Marasmius), 408 nucleotides long. RefSeq lists its product as uncharacterized. The coding region runs from base 1 to 408 and encodes 135 amino acids. The transcript is spliced from 5 exons. The record is from RefSeq and is a predicted model, not a curated record. NCBI's taxonomy places the organism in Eukaryota, Fungi, Basidiomycota, Agaricomycetes, Agaricales, Marasmiaceae.